UUACUACAGCGCGCUUGCGCAGUUUCACUCCACACAACUGCACAAACAUGGCGGCGGCCGUCGACAGUGUUGUGAAAGUACUGGGGGAGCAGUAUUACCGAGAUGCCAUGGAGCAGUGUCACAGCUAUAAUGCCAGAUUGUGUGCUGAGCGCAGCAUCCUCAUGCCCUUCCUGGACUCGCAGACCGGUGUGGCUCAAUCUAACUGCUACAUCUGGAUGGAGAAGAGACACCGGAGCACAGGUGUUGCUCCAGGUCAACUGUAUACCUACCCAGCUCGUCGCUGGAGAAAGAAACGGCGCUCUCAUCCCCCAGAGGACCCCCGAUUGGCCUUCCCCCCUCUCAAAGCAGCAGAUUUGGAGUUGGGCCUGAAGCGUGAUUCCUUGGGAGUAGUGGAUGGGAGCAGUUUGGAGGCUCUGUUGAAGGGCGAGCCCCUUGACAGGAAGAGUGCUGUGGCAGACGUGCGUGGUCCUGAGGACGAUCCAGCCACCGUAGACCCCCCCGCUAGCUCUACAACGACUCACACGUCCUCUGGACGUGUCCGCAAGAGAGUUCUUGACCACGAUGACUAUUUGGAUGACUUAGACGAUGAAGACUUUGAGGAUGAGACCCCCAAGAGGAAAGGCAAGAGCAAAUCCAAGGGUCGCAGUGACAAGAAUGGCAAGAAGAAAAGUGAGGCUGCAGCCGCGGCUCUGGAGGAGAGAGACAAGCCCUACGCCUGCGACAUUUGUGGGAAGCGCUACAAGAACCGCCCGGGCCUGAGCUACCACUAUACACACUCUCACCUGGCGGAGGAGGAGGGCGAGGACCGCGAGGAGUUUGAGGCACCACCCACUCCUCGCCAGCCUGAGGAGCAGAAGACAACUAAAAAGGGUCCAAAUGGUCUGGCGCUGCCGAACGAUUAUUGCGACUUCUGUCUGGGAGACUCCACCUUGAACCAGAAGACUGGCCAAUCAGAAGAGCUUGUGUCCUGCUCAGACUGUGGACGUUCAGGCCACCCGACAUGUCUGCAGUUCACGCCCGUUAUGAUGGCCGCCGUGAAGACCUACCGCUGGCAGUGCAUCGAGUGCAAGUGCUGCAAUGUUUGUGGCACUUCGGAAAAUGAUGACCAGCUGCUGUUCUGUGACGACUGUGACCGAGGCUACCACAUGUACUGCCUUAGUCCGCCCAUGACCGAACCACCCGAGGGGAGCUGGAGCUGCCACCUGUGCCUGGCUCUACUCAAAGAUAAAGCCUCCAUCUACCAGCAGAACCAGAGCUCCUCCUCCGAGUGACAAGGCACCAGUUAGUUCGUCUCACUCCCUCUGUCACAUGGCAACACGUCAGAAAGCCUCUCAGUUUUCCAAUUCUGUCCAAAUGUAGCUCAGUCACCUCACGGGUCAGCAGCAGAAAUCUUCUUACGUCUACACAGGAGAGGAAGGAGGGGGCACGUCGUCUCCAAAACAGACCUCAGAUCAGUUAAAUUGUGGCUCAAACUGAAGCGGCAACCUGUCAGCCUAGCUGUCUUAACACAAACAUGUACACACCUGUCCUGGACUGCUGCUACACGUACGUGAGAGAGCGUGUGAGGCGAGGGGGGGGGGCGGGAGGGAGGAGAGGGGGGGGGGGAGAGAGAGAGAGAGAGAGAAACCAUAGCAACAGCUGUCUCCAUGGGAGUAAACGGAGUAGCUGCAUCGUUGUGGUGUUUUUUUUUUUGUUUUUCUCUGCCAAAUGAUCUAUUUUUACUUACAGGAUGCGGAGGGGGAAAAACAUGUCACAAACAGUAUGUUACUGGAGAAUUCUUCUUCUUCUUAUUAUUGUUCUGGUUACUAGUGGACUUUGGUAGUGGCAUUUGUGUGUGUACUUUGUCUGAUCUUUUGGUGCAUUUUUAAAUUGAGAGGGUUUUCAUCAUCAAGAAAAGUGAUUUUUAACAUAAACCACGAAAACUAUGAGCUGUUUAGAAGCAUCCACACAGCUCAUGUUGCUCAGUAGAUCAGAAACCUCCACCAAGCACUAUGAAAGUAUGUAAAGUAGAUUGGGCUCAAAAUAAGAGACAUUACAUUAUAGCUUACUAUCAUUUUUCUAUUAGUAUUUAUCAACCAAAGGGUGGUCAUAGUCUUAUGUUUAAGUCUGAUAAGGCCGCUUAUCACUUUUCCAUAUCAUAGCAUGAUGUUAAUUCACUAUAAAUCUUGUUGCCACAUUCAUUUCAAAGAUGUAGAGACCACUCACAGUGACAUUGACAGCAGCAACCCAGUGAACGAACUCGCCCAAUUUUUUAUAUUCUAUACUAUUCAUCGGUAUUAAGAUAAUUUUCUAAUAGUUUUGUAACGUGUGUGGUGAACAUUUCCACGUAAUACAGCUUCUUAAACAUUCUGUGUACUGUGUUGCCAUGUUUGUAUUUUUGUUAUGACUGUGACAUUUGAAUUCAAUCGACUUCAGGUGUCAGGCAUCUGUUCUUUGUAAAAUGAUUUCCUUUGUUGUACUAGUUUUUCCUCUUCGUUUUUUUUUUAAACAUUUCUUCGGUGACAGUGCUGACCAGCCUGACUGAAAUAAAAAUCUCUUUUAAUUUGAAA
This is a messenger RNA of Phyllopteryx taeniolatus (common seadragon), 2549 nucleotides long. It is a transcript of the gene dpf2l, whose product is annotated as D4, zinc and double PHD fingers family 2, like. The coding region runs from base 48 to 1271 and encodes 407 amino acids. Gene Ontology annotation, cellular component: nBAF complex. The record is from RefSeq and is a predicted model, not a curated record. Gene Ontology annotation, biological process: nervous system development. NCBI's taxonomy places the organism in Eukaryota, Metazoa, Chordata, Actinopteri, Syngnathiformes, Syngnathidae. The transcript has 11 exons.